CAGAGCUUUUCUCACCCAGUAUUGGGGCCCAUGGGUCCUCAGAUGGGACAGUUUGGAUCUGGAUACAGUGGAAUGGGUAUAAUAGGUGCCAUGGCGCCAGGUAAUCUGGCUCCUGGGAUGAACAGAGACUUUAGGGGUAUACAGACUGCAGCUGCAUCUACUGGUAAACCAAGUGAGUUAAUUACGCCAGAAUUCACUCCCGGUGCCCCUAUUGAGCCCCCGCGACAAAGUGAACAUGACUUGAUCGGGGGCGGAUCUCGUAGUACCACUCCUGCCAGUCUCAGUUCCCGUAAAUCACCCACGGCCGAUCAGAGUGUUCAAACUGGCAGCGCCAGAAAGGACGACAAGAAGACUGUUAAACCUAUUCAACCUCCUACACAUCGAAACCAACAAAGACCUCGAAAGGACUCCAGAGGUGAAACCAGUUCACAUCAGGAUCAUCAUCAACAACAACAACAACACCAUCAGAGAUCCCAAAAUAGAGCAGUUCCAUUGCAAAAUCGAGGACCGUCACAGAAUCAGGGCCACAGACAACAACAGCAACAGCAGCAAGGAUGGGCCGGCCAAAUGCAGCAACAGCCAAGGGGGUCGAUGCAACAAAGACCUCGGGGUCGUCCGCGAGCUGGUACUCAAAAUAAUUAUCAUCGUAAUGUACAAUCAAACCACCAACAGCAGCAGCAGCAACAACAACAACAACAACAACAACAAGGGGGUCUUGGCGGCACAGCAAAACCUAAAAGCACGCUUAAGUUUGAAAACGAUUACGAUUUUGAACAGGCUAACACACAGUUCGAGGAACUUAAAAGCCAAUUAGAAAAGCUUAAAAUAAAGGACGUAGUUAACGGAGACGCAGAAAAAAAAGAUGACUCCGGGAACGAGACAGGCGCGGGCGAAGGAGAACAAGAAGAUGAUUCACAUACUGUUUAUUAUAACAAAGCCGUCUCAUUUUUUGAUAACAUAUCAUGCGAAGCGGUUGAGCGGUCUAAGGGACGAUCUCAAAGGACCGACUGGCGUGCUGAACGCAAACUUAAUUCGGAAACAUUCGGUGUGGCUUCAACGAGGCGUAACAAUAAUUAUUUCCGAGGUCGUGGAGGUGGUGGAGGCAUUGGCGGAGGUUACUAUAAUCGAGGGUUUCGAGGUUCGUAUCGCGGUGGUUACAGAAAUCCUAUGGCACAGCGAAAACAACAGCCCCAGCACUUGCAGAACCGGGAUAAUAACGGUGUGACGUCGAGGACAUCCACAACUUCAGUACCACCUUCAAAUCUGGUGGAAAGCACGCCUCAAACGCAACAGUUACAUCAACAGUCCUCUCAACAGUCGCAACCACAGCAACAGUCUGUGACAAACAACGGAGCCUCUAAUGAAAGUGGAAAUCAGACUUCGGUACCGCCGGCCCCUGUGCCUGCAGCAGCUGGAAAUUAAAAGGAUCUGAUAAAUAAUGA
Messenger RNA from Agrilus planipennis (emerald ash borer), 1442 nucleotides. Its product is annotated as protein LSM14 homolog A. Bases 31 to 1422 code for a protein of 463 amino acids. The transcript has 6 exons. Gene Ontology annotation, molecular function: mRNA binding. The record is from RefSeq and is a predicted model, not a curated record. Gene Ontology annotation, biological process: cytoplasmic stress granule assembly; P-body assembly. Lineage: Eukaryota; Metazoa; Arthropoda; Insecta; Coleoptera; Buprestidae. Gene Ontology annotation, cellular component: P-body.